This is a messenger RNA of Funneliformis caledonium, 297 nucleotides long. The record is from the annotation of a GenBank genome assembly. NCBI's taxonomy places the organism in Eukaryota, Fungi, Glomeromycota, Glomeromycetes, Glomerales, Glomeraceae.
AUGGAUUCGACUAGCAUCGGCGGAUCUUUCUCAGUGGUGAGCGCAAUCGAAGAUGUUUUAUCCUCGAUAAUAGAUAAGAAGAAGCAUGCCAAAAUGGCCGAUAUCCUGAAUCCUUUUAUUGGUUCAUCGUACGAUAGUUUUAUGUCUCACCCUGAAAACACUUUUGAUUUACAUGGUAGAAAAUUAAUGCCAACUAAGGGUGAAAAAAUGGAAUUCGCCGAUGUAGCUAAGGAAUUGGGAAAGGAACUAGAUUUAUACUAUUAUUUCGAAAAAACUAUUAUUGGCCUUUGUGCCUGA